AGCGUAAACGCCUUGCAUCAAAUUACCUGAAUGACUUCACUCUUCCUGUCAGUGAGAGCCACUGAGGACUACAGAUGGAAGGAAGAGCUGGAGCACGACGACCACUGCUCCGUGUGUAAGGGGGACGGAGAGCUGCAGCUGUGCCACAACUGCCCCAGAGCCUACCACCCUGACUGCCUGCACCCACCUCUCAAAACACCGCCCCGGGGGGUCUGGGUUUGCACCAAGUGUCAGAAGAAGGUUCUGAACAAAGAGAACAUGUCGUGGCCACAGAACUUUGUCCAGUCCUAUGUGACCCACAAGACGGUGAGAGAGGGGGAGAAGAGGAGUCUGCUGAGGAGGAAUGUAGAGCUGAAGAGGGAGUGUGCUCACCUGGAGGAACAGGAUCAGCAGCUCAGCAAGUCCCUCACGGUAUGACCUCUGACCUCUGACCUCUGACCCACUCACAACACAGUACAGCAGGACCAGCAACUCAGCAAGUCCCUCACGGUAUGACCUCUGACCCACUCACAACACAGUACAGCAGGACCAGCAACUCAGCAAGUCCCUCACGGUAUGACCUCUGACCUCUGACCCACUCACAACACAGUACAGCAGGACCAGCAACUCAGCAAGUCCCUCACGGUAUGACCUCUGACCCCUGAAACACUCACAACACGGUAUAGCAGGACCAACAAGUCCCUCACAAUAUGACCUCUGACCUACUCACAACACUGUACAGCAGGACCAACAAGUCCCUCACAGUAUGACCUCUGACCCCGACACACUCACAACAC
Oncorhynchus gorbuscha (pink salmon) is the source of this 776-nucleotide messenger RNA. Its product is annotated as PHD finger protein 21B-like. The transcript is spliced from 5 exons. Lineage: Eukaryota; Metazoa; Chordata; Actinopteri; Salmoniformes; Salmonidae. The coding region runs from base 31 to 417 and encodes 128 amino acids. The record is from RefSeq and is a predicted model, not a curated record.